AUGUACAUAUGUUAACUAUUUAAGCAAGAACACAUUUCAAUCAAAAUGUUCGCAUAUAUAAUAACUGAGCGAGCAAAUGCAAUUUUAGUUGACUCUAAGAUGUCAAAGCUAUUGCAAGUGUUACUGGGACUGAGCAUGUUGCUCAGCCUGUGCUUGGCUAUUCGGCUAAAUAAGGCAACAGCCUUGCGCAAAGAGGUUUGCACAAAAGAGGCGGAAUAUGGCGAUUGCCAUGGUGGCCAAACCAAGUGGUACUACGAUUUUGUGAAGGAUGACUGUGUGCAGUUCACUUACAGCUCGUGUGGCGGCAACAGAAACCGCUUUAAUAGCAGAGGGGGCUGUACAGAUUUUUGCAUGGAUCCUAGUACCAAGUACUAUAUGCAAGAUUUCGAAAAUGUUUAGCCAACCAAACUUAAACUAAAAAUAAAAUAAUAAUUUAAUAGUGUA
This is a messenger RNA of Drosophila busckii, 444 nucleotides long. RefSeq names its product kunitz-type protease inhibitor 3-like. The record is from RefSeq and is a predicted model, not a curated record. Gene Ontology annotation, molecular function: serine-type endopeptidase inhibitor activity. The coding region runs from base 46 to 399 and encodes 117 amino acids. Lineage: Eukaryota; Metazoa; Arthropoda; Insecta; Diptera; Drosophilidae. The transcript has 2 exons.